Perognathus longimembris pacificus (Pacific pocket mouse) is the source of this 1655-nucleotide messenger RNA. RefSeq names its product cilia and flagella associated protein 410 (gene Cfap410). Gene Ontology annotation, biological process: cytoskeleton organization. NCBI's taxonomy places the organism in Eukaryota, Metazoa, Chordata, Mammalia, Rodentia, Heteromyidae. The transcript is spliced from 7 exons. The coding region runs from base 20 to 772 and encodes 250 amino acids. Gene Ontology annotation, molecular function: protein binding. The record is from RefSeq and is a predicted model, not a curated record.
GGCGCGGCGCGGCGCCGCGAUGAAGCUCACUCGGAAGAUGGUUCUGUCCCGGGCCAAGGCUUCGGAGCUGCACAGCGUGCGGAAGCUGAACUGCUGGGGCAGCCGUCUGACAGACAUUUCCAUAUGCCGGGAGAUGCCCAGCCUGGAGGUGAUUACGCUCAGUGUCAACAGCGUCUCCACGCUGGAGCCCAUGAGCGCCUGCCGGCGGCUGAGCGAGCUGUACCUGAGGAGCAACCGCAUCCCCAGCCUGGACGAGCUCUUCUACCUGAAGGACCUGCCGUGCCUCCGGGUGCUGUGGCUGGCCGAGAACCCGUGCUGCGGCGCCAGCCCCCACCUCUACCGCAUGACGGUGCUGCGGAACCUUCCGCACCUGCAGAAGCUGGACAACCGAGCUGUGACGGAGGAGGAGCUGACCCGCGCACUGAUGGAGGGAGACGAGAUCCGAGCUGCGCCCGCCCCGGGCCUCGCCGAGCCCUCCUUCACACUGAGCGCCUUCAGCCACGCCGAGACCACGGGCCGGAGCCUGCCGAGCUGCCCGGAGGAGGCCGGCAGUGCCCAGGGCCAGCUUGACCUGAAGUCCCCGGCCGGACACCAGUCUCCUUCCUUCUCGCAGAGGGAGGCGCUGCGUGGCCACAAGAACAGGAACGUCCUGACGGCCAUCCUGCUGCUGCUGCGGGAGCUGGACGUGGAGGGGCUGGAGGCCGUGCAGCAGACCGCGGGCAGCCGGCUGCGGGCCCUGCAAGGGCGCGAGCUGCAGGAGGACACCGAGUGACCGCGGGCGGCUGAGCAAGGCCCUGCACCCCCAGCCCCGGCUCGCCCGGAGGCCCCCCUCCAGGCCCAGGGACCGGCUGCCGUGCCCCAUGCCGGGAGCUGACGCUGCCCGCCAGGACCGUCCCCACAGGGCCCCGGGCGGGCCUGACCCUUCUCUGAAGGACCUCGAGGCCACUCGCCACACAGGACACCCAACAUCCCAGUCCCAGGAGCCCCCGAAUGACGGCACCCGAGACCGUGACCCCCGUGUCCUAAGCGGGCACAUGGCCGCUGCCCCUGGGAAGGCCCGGCACCGCGGGAGGCUCUUCCUCUCCGCCUCGUAGGGCCCCCACCGCGGCCCGUGGAGGCCGCCUCUCCUGCCGUCCUCUGGGAAGGGCCAGAGGGCCUAGCAGGACGGCAGGGGCCGGCGGCGAUGCCCCUGACCCGGGCUCCCCUCCCCCACCCCCAGCCCGCACUGCUCGGGAGUGACCGCCAGGCACGUGGGGGCGCCAUCUCCUUCCCACAGCUGGCACAGGGCCCUCCCUCCCUGCCCCCCCCCCACCCCACAGCUGAGCGCACCCCCUGAGGGCCAAGGGCGUGCAGGGGGCUGACGCCCCGGGAGGGAGGCUGUCCUGAGCGCCACUCCCGGUGCAGGAGCCGGCUUGGCCGAGGCUGGGGGCCAGGGCAAGGCAGGUGAUCCGAACGGACUUCCUGACCCCUGCUUCAAGGCAGGGAGACCCCGUGCCGAGGGCCUCGGGUGGGCGGCCACAGACCGCCUACCCUCUCACUCCGAGUUGCUGCAUCUCAAUAAAGCUGCCUCUGUGGGAACAACUAGGGUAAAUUCGGCCCGCGGUGGGGGGCGGGGCCCUGCGGGCCGGGGCUCACUGGCUCCCGUCCUCUGCGGC